Molecule: messenger RNA, 1378 nt
Organism: Pan troglodytes (chimpanzee)
Lineage: Eukaryota; Metazoa; Chordata; Mammalia; Primates; Hominidae
Gene: RMP24
Product: chromosome 18 C18orf21 homolog
Exons: 5
Coding region: 444-1100 (218 amino acids)
Source: RefSeq, a predicted model, not a curated record
AGUUCCGCGCCCGGCGAAUCUGGAGGGCGAAGCUGCGGCGGGGCAAUCACAAAAGGGCUGUCAGAGAGGAGCCGAGGCGGGAGGAAGAUGGAGAGGCGGGUGGGAGCCUCACCUCUGGACUCUAACGCCACAGCCCGGUCUAGCCGCUACGCCCGAGCUCAAGUCUGACUCGAAACUCCGCUGGGUGCCUGAGAGGACCCGGCAGGCCAAGGGGUGGAACUGAGGGGGCGGGGACGUGGCGGGCGGGUGGGGCCGCCUCCCGGCUGGGCACGCCUCCAAGCCAGACUGGACGCGAAGGAAACCGGAACCCGUCUGCCUACGGUGCCUGUUUCCGGAAGCAGCUUGAGUCUGGACGCCAACGACGGGGACGCUGGGAAGCAGACUUCCGGCGCCCUAUUUUCUCACCUGGUUCCCGCGGCGAGCCAGCGGCAGCGGCGGCGGCGAUGAGACAGAAGCACUACCUUGAGGCUGCAGCGCGGGGACUGCACGACAGCUGCCCGGGCCAAGCCCGCUACCUCCUCUGGGCCUACACUUCGUCGCACGAUGAUAAGAGCACUUUUGAAGAAACGUGUCCAUACUGUUUCCAGCUGUUGGUUCUGGAUAACUCUCGAGUGCGUCUCAAACCCAAAGCCAAGUUGACACCCAAAAUACAGAAACUUCUUAAUCGAGAAGCGAGAAACUAUACACUCAGUUUUAAAGAAGCAAAAAUGGUGAAAAAGUUCAAAGACUCCAAAAGUGUAUUGUUGAUCACUUGUAAAACAUGCAACAGAACAGUGAAACAUCAUGGUAAAAGUAGAAGCUUUCUGUCAACAUUGAAGAGCAAUCCUGCCACUCCUACAAGUAAACUCAGCCUGAAGACACCAGAGAGAAGGACUGCAAACCCAAAUCAUGACAUGUCUGGCUCGAAAGGCAAGAGCCCAGCAUCGGUUUUCAGAACACCUACAUCUGGACAGUCAGUAUCUACUUGCUCCUCAAAGAACACCAGCAAAACAAAGAAACACUUCUCUCAACUAAAAAUGUUACUUAGUCAGAAUGAAUCCCAAAAGAUUCCAAAGGUGGACUUCAGAAAUUUCUUAUCUUCUCUGAAGGGUGGACUUUGAAAAUAAGAAAUGUCUGAUGUCAAUUCUGAAACUAAAGUUGGCAAAACAACUUUUUAAACUCUUAUUCAUUUUUUGAAUACAUGGAAACUAGAUCUGAAUGCAAACUUUUCUUGGCAUCCUUCAGUGUUUAUGGGGAAAAUACCUCAUUGGUAUGAAUACCUGAAACCUGCCUACCUCAUAGGACAGCUGUGAGGAUCAAAAAAUAUAUGAAAGUUCCUUGUAGACACAUAUCUAUAGAUAUAUAUGUUUAUGUAUAUAAAGAUAGAUAUAUACAUUGA